AUGUUGAUUGUUCAAUCUGAGUUGUGUCAAAAAGAUGUAAUGAUUGCUGAAUUAACGAGAGAAGUUAGAAAUUUGAGGAGUCGUGUUCGAGUAAGUUAAAAUUUGGCGGCAAAGCUCUUACCAAAAAAUCCAGUUUAUUUUUUCAAAUAGAUAAACCACAUGUCAUUAUAACAUUUUCAUUUUAUAGUUGAAUGAAGAAGAUAUUCAUGAACUUGAAUCGAGGAUGAGUGCUAGAAGACAAUCAGAUGCAGGCAAGAUUUUUGAAUUGGAGCGCUUGGCACAUGUCAACAAAAAAAGAAAUUGCCUCGUUGAAAAAUGAAGUUAAAAGCCUUCAAACAUUGGUCAAAUCAUCGGAAGAAAAUGAAGAAAGACUGCAAGGAAAUCGAAAUUCACCACAAAUGCAAUUGGAAACCAUGGAGAAGAGUUUGGUAAGUUAACUUGAAAUUUGAAUAGUUUUAAAGCAUCUUAUGUUAUAGAUAGUAUUUGUCGCAAAGUUAAAGGCUUCCCAAAACUAGUAAAGCCUCCAAGGGAUUUUUUCUAAAAAAAAAAUCCUCUGGAGCUUUUACUAUUCAAAGGGGGUCCGCACAGCGAAAAAAAAUUAUUUUUUCUGUUUCCGUGUGGUACGGUGCGCAAAACAGAAAGUGUUUGCACACAAAAAGGAAAAAAACAAAAAACAAAAGGGGAGAACACACAAAAACCGUGCGCACAUGCAAUAAUAUUGCAGAAAGACGCUGCCAGGGGUUGCGUGUGGAAAACUCCGCCUAUUUUUUUUUUGAAUUUCCGCAACGAAUUUUUUGUGUACAAAAAAAUAAUUUUUUUCGCUGUGGUCCGAUCUUUUGAGCAAAUAGAAUUUUGUGUCUUAUCCCCCUUUAAUCAUGAAAAUCACCCAAAUCUCUUGUUUUUCUAGGUUGAAAAGCCGUUUCCGGAAGCAAAAGAUCAGCCAUGCGGAAACCUCGGUGUCGACACGAGAGAGAUGUAGAAAUCUCAACAGUGAUGCAGCUUCAAGUCAAUCAGUUUUGGCACCUUUUUCUUCAGAACAUGAAGCGAAUUCUGUAUCAAAUAAUAGUAAUGUUGUUUUUGAAAGAGUUGGGAAUGGAGACGAAGGUGCAACAAGUUUGGGAUUCGAAGCGGAAGAGCAGGUAGGCAAUUUUUCUGAAUUAAAAAUUGAGUUAAAACAAGUUUUUACUUUUUGCAGAUUGAAAAACACGAAUUGCAUCGGGCCAAAUCGAAAUCUAAGGCAUCGGAACAAAAGAUUGAAUGUAAUGCAUUCAAUAUUCGAAAAAUUGCAAUGAAAAAGAAACCGAAAGAAGGAGAAUUGGAUAAGCGAGCAAAUAAAAUCGAUGAAAUCCAACUUGAUGACAAAGAAACUGAAUCGAAUGAAAAUCCGUCAACUUCUCAGGAAAAUGAAAGACGCCGACAAAAUGAUUUUCCAGUUUGAAGAAAAACAUCUGCACCAAAAUUGGAUCAACAAAAUGGAAAUGGUUCUGGAAACGAUGCAAAUUUGGCAAUGGAUAAUGAAGAAAAAGAAACCAAUAAUGGAAUGACGGAAGAAUUGAGAAACGAAUGGGCGAACAAUUGGAAAGAAUUGAAAGGUAUGUUUUUUCUGGUAUUUCUCUUUACCAAUGCAACCAUUCUAACGGUUAAUCAAUUAUGAAACCAAACAUUUUUUGAUAAUCGUCAAGAAAUACUUGAAAAUCAUAAAAUCACAAAUAUCCCCUUGAACAGAAACAAAAGUUUUGUUGAUCAGAAUAUUCACAUUUUUCUACACAUUGUUCCUUAUUAAUCAAAGUUUUUUACAGAAAACGAAGAAUUCGCGGACAUUUUCACAACCAACGAAAAAGAUGUUAUAUCGGAAAAUUUUGAGACCACGCCCACUGUGUGA
Molecule: messenger RNA, 1882 nt
Organism: Caenorhabditis angaria
Lineage: Eukaryota; Metazoa; Nematoda; Chromadorea; Rhabditida; Rhabditidae
Source: the annotation of a GenBank genome assembly